AUGCCUAAUUGGCAGUCGGCACUCGGUGCCAUGCAAGGGAUCGGGUACAGCUGCGUAGCAGACAACAGCCCAAACUGCACCAAAGCCAUGAACUCACCUGGUUUAGCAACUAGAAGUGGGAUUCCUGCUAGUAUUUAUUACAAUGCGACACCUUUCUUACUUACCGACUGGCAUUGCAAGUUUCCUGGGUAUUGUUACGCACAUGCAGCCGUCGAAGAUGCAGGCGGCGACCCGACGGGCUUGCCAGUUCCCGCAUGGACCGUCGAGGACUCUCUCCAGAACAUGCGGGACAAUGGCGUUCGAAAAGCCAUACUUUCUUUGACCACUCCAGGUGCAGUUGUCACAGGCAACAGCAAUACGGCGCGGUCGCUAGCUCGAAGGGUCAAUGAAUAUGCCGCCAGCUUGCGCGACCAGUACCCCGAGCAGUUCGGAUUCUUCGCUGCGCUGCCAUCUCUUCUGGAUGUACCCGGCACCCUGGCUGAAAUCGAGUAUUCGCUCGACACCCUUAGAGCCGACGGAGUCACCGUGUUCACUCGCUACGGCGAUGGAAACAACUACCUAGGUCAUUCUCAGUUCACUCCCAUCUGGAAGGAACUAGAUACCCGAAAAACCGUGGUCCAUAUCCAUCCUACCAUGCCCGAAGACACCAAUUGGAUUGAUCCUAUCAUGCCACCUCCAAUGCUUGACUUUCCGCAGGAGACUACACGGACUGCCAUAGACAUGAUUGUUAGUAAUGUCACGCAGCAGUUCCCGAACUGUCCCAAGGUCUUGUCGCACGCGGGUGGGACCUUGCCGUAUCUGAUCUCGAGGGUGGCUGUGACUUCUCGGGAUACGAUGGCCGCAAAGGGUCCUUAUGGCAAGACCUACUUUGAGUUGAUGGAGGCACUGCGCUCGUUUUAUUACGAUCUUGCUCUGUCGAGUGCUCCCGCGGUCUUGAAUCUUUUGCUGGAUUUGAUACCGCAUGACCACAUUAUGUAUGUAGGAUCCGACUAUCCGAAUGCCCCGCCAAUUAAAGUAGCUGGUUACCGGGAGAAUCUGGAUGCGUUCCAUAUGAAUGAAGAGCUUCGGGACAAAGUUUAUUUUGGGAACGCGCAGAAACUCCUAUCUAGAGAUUGA
This is a messenger RNA of Aspergillus welwitschiae, 1116 nucleotides long. RefSeq names its product amidohydrolase family protein. NCBI's taxonomy places the organism in Eukaryota, Fungi, Ascomycota, Eurotiomycetes, Eurotiales, Aspergillaceae. Gene Ontology annotation, cellular component: cytosol; cytoplasm. The transcript is spliced from 3 exons. The coding region runs from base 1 to 1116 and encodes 371 amino acids. Gene Ontology annotation, molecular function: carboxy-lyase activity; hydrolase activity. The record is from RefSeq and is a predicted model, not a curated record. Gene Ontology annotation, biological process: secondary metabolic process.